CUUUCUUAGGAAGUAAUUUGGGUUUCUAGUAAUUGAGAAGAAGACCUCAAUAGUCAAAACCACUCUUUCUUAGACUCAACUUUCAUUUUGACAUCCCAUACCCUGCCAAGUUUCUAGGAUUUUGCUUCUUCAAAAACCCCAGUUCCAAAGAGUAACUGAUGAUGGACAAAACUAAGAAUUAUGAAAUGGGUAAAGCGAAAAAGGAAGAACAGACCAAGCAAAGGAAGUUUGAGGAUAUAUUAAACAAGCUAACUCCCCAGAAUUUUGAAGAGCUGUUUGAGCAAGUGAAAGAUGUUAAUAUUGAUAAUGCUGGCACACUUCGUGGUGUUGUUGCACAGAUCUAUGACAAAGCUCUUAUGGAGCCUACUUUCUGUGAGAUGUGUGCUAACUUUUGCUUUCAUCUUUCUGGAGAGUUGCCUGAUUUUAGUGAAGAUAAUGAGAAGAUAACUUUUAAGAGAUUACUUAUCAAUAAGUGCCAGGAGGAAUUUGAGAGAGGAGAAAGAGAGCAAGAGGAAGCCAACAAAGCUAAUGAGGAGGGUGAGGAAAGAGAAGAGAAGAGGAAUAAGGCAAGGAGACGGAUGUUGGGUAAUAUCCGGUUGAUUGGGGAGCUGUACAAGAAGAAAAUGUUAACUGAGAGAAUAAUGCAUGAGUGCAUUAAAAAACUGUUGGACAGCCAACAUCAGACUCCUGAUGAGGAAGAUGUUGAAGCUUUAUGUGAACUGAUGAGCACAAUUGGGGAGAUCAUUGACCAUCCAAAAGCCAAGAAGCAUAUGGAUGCGUAUUUUGAUUCGAUGGAAACUUUAUCAAAUCAUAUGACACUGUCAUCCAGGAUCAGGUUCAUGUUGAAGGACACUAUUGAUCUCAGAAAGAACAAAUGGCAACAAAGGAAGAGGGUUGAAGGGCCAAAGGAGAUUCAGGAAAUUCAUUAUCAACAGGCAAAAUCAACAGGUAUAAGAGGGUCAGCUGUGUUAUUCUCUCCCAGUUCUCAGCUGGGCAGUCAGAAUGUUCAUUUAGAUGCAGGACAGCCUUUUGAGGCCAUCGCCUUAUCAGUUCCCUUAACUCGAAGACCAGUUUGUGAUGACGCUAGUACUUCGGUGUCCCAAGGUGGUAUUUCUAGAGUAGUGUCCAAUAGAGGAUCACUUUCACUCCCAUUUUCUUCUUUGGCUGAUAGUCCAAGGAAGGAUGUCAUUCUAAGGAUGUGGCUUGAAGAACUGCAAGAGAAAUCAAAGGCAGCUAUUAAAGAAUUUUACAGUACUAGAGAUGUGGAGGAAGUUACUCAAUUCAUUAAAGAGUCAAACUUUCCGAGCUUCCACCCAACCUUGGUAUUGGAUCACAGACUCUUUUGAGAAAAUAGACAUGGAAAGAGAUCUUCUGGCAAAACUUCUUGUCACUCUUAUCAAGUCUCACGCCGAUACUUUGUGUCGGUCACAGUUCAUUAAAGGGCUUGAAUCUGUUUUGGGAACUUUGGAGAAUACCAUAAUUGAUGUCCCUAAAGCACCAGAGUACCUUGGUCAAUUGUUAGCCAAAAUGAUCAUGGCAAAUGUGACUUCAUUGGGAGAGAUUGGUCAGUUGAUACACAAUGGUGGAGAGGAGCCAGGCAAUCUUGUAAACACUGGGAUUGCAGCUGAUGUUCUUGGAAAUAUCUUGGAGAGUAUCAGAAAAAAUUAUUUCGAUUAGAUUAUCUCAAACUCUAAUCUACAUUUGGAGACAUUCCGACCGUUGAAUCCUUUGAAAUCAAGGAUAGCAAUGAUCAUUGUAAUAUGUUUGGGAGCUAUUAAUUAUUGUAAUGAUUGAAUUUAUAUCAGAUUUGGAAAUGAAAUUAAAAAAAAUGUAGAGUCCAAAUAAAUAAUGGACCAAAAUAGGAUAACUCAGAGUAUUUUGGUCAUAUUUGAAAAUAUUUUGAUCUUA
Molecule: messenger RNA, 1908 nt
Organism: Humulus lupulus (European hop)
Lineage: Eukaryota; Viridiplantae; Streptophyta; Magnoliopsida; Rosales; Cannabaceae
Product: eukaryotic translation initiation factor 4G-like
Exons: 4
Coding region: 159-1346 (395 amino acids)
Cellular component (GO): eukaryotic translation initiation factor 4F complex
Molecular function (GO): translation initiation factor activity; mRNA binding; protein binding
Source: RefSeq, a predicted model, not a curated record